Molecule: messenger RNA, 1905 nt
Organism: Fimicolochytrium jonesii
Lineage: Eukaryota; Fungi; Chytridiomycota; Chytridiomycetes; Spizellomycetales; Powellomycetaceae
Exons: 3
Coding region: 1-1905 (634 amino acids)
Molecular function (GO): 5'-flap endonuclease activity; DNA binding
Source: RefSeq, a predicted model, not a curated record
AUGGGAAUCAAUGGAGUGUGGUCCAUCAUCGGCGACUCCGGAAUCAGGGUUGCUCUCUCUCGGCUCUGCAGUGGGAGACUGAGGCCUGGAACCCAGGUUUCUGCACCUGCCACGGGUGGCUCCGAUGAAGACGAAGUGAUCGAUUUGACAGGCAUUUCAACCGCCGUUGGUUCAACCGAAGUGCAAACGACAGAUACUCAUCCAACAAGCAGCGGCAUUAUACCUCUACCGCCCCAACCUGGUUGGCAUCCAGUUCGACUGGCAAUAGAUGCCUCAUUAUGGAUCUAUCAUUCGCAUUCGGCUGUGACGCAUUUCAACGCCACAAAUGCAUCUCCCUGGACGCCUUCUCAAGGGCUCAAAAACCAGCCCAAUGCAUAUCAUCUCCGAGUAUUCUUCUUCAGGCUGUGUCGACUGCUGGUUCUGGGCAUCAAGCCCAUCGUUGUUUUUGAUGGCUGGAAUAAAUCCAAAGCGAAGAGAGGAGGUAGAGGCAGUUUUGGCAGCGCGGCCAAUGGCUUCAUUAUCCUAGCGAAGCUCUUCGGGAACCCAGUAAAAAACGCCGAUGGGGAGGCGGAGCAGGAAUGUGCGAGACUCGAGCUUGCUGGAGAGGUUGAUCUGAGUUGCACGGAUGAUGCAGAUUACUUUCUUUUUGGCGGGCGAUACCUAAUGCGCACUUGGCGAGCAGGCGGAUGGAAACCAUCGGGCAGCGGCACAUCAACGCCGACAAAGUCGAAAUCCCGUGGGGUUGGGGAAGCGAGCACGCCCACGCCGAUGGCAACGUCUACAAAGCGCAAAGCCAUGGGUGGUGCCGCCGCCCGCUCGCAAAAGAUCAGCGAUGACGACAGUGACGGAGCGUCUACCGCGGAUGAGGUCGAGGAGGAAGAAGGUUCAGAUUUAACCCACACGCGGAUCUAUCGCAUGCCAGAUUUAAAAAAAGACUACGAUCUAGACCGCGCGGGGUUGUUAUUGAUAGCGUUGUUAUGCGGCUGCGACUACGGCAAUGAAGGAGGGAUCAAAGGAAUCGGUCCAGUCAGAGCGUUGGAGCUGGCUAAAGCGGGUUAUGGAGCAGAACUUCUAGCGGAAAUCAACCAGCGGCGUGCACUACCUCAACUUCGACCUGAACAAAAUUCACCGCGGAACUUUACGACCACGGAAAAGAUUGCCAAGGCACUGGUGGGCAAAGAAGAAAGUUACCGAGAGGUUUUGAGCCGUAAACGACCCUCUUCGGUGAAGGCCUUGACGGAAUCAGGGUUUCCGGAUAUGAGGAUUGUCGACGCAUUUUACGGACGAGAUGGAAUUCAGCAGGCUGGUGGACAAGCACGACAGGCAGAUACAUGGGAGUGGAGUUUGCCAGAUAUCGAAGGAUUGCGGCGAUUCUGCGUUGACGAAUUCGAAUGGACACCGACUUACACAGAGAAAAUGUUCGAAGGGAAUCUCUACCCGGCAGUGCGAUUGCUACAAUUGCGUUUGGAAGCACAUCGAAAGCUGGCUCCACCCAUUCCUGCUCCAUACAAGACUCGGCCGACUAGCCAUGCGGAGAGCGAAGUCCUCGUCCAAGGAAUCCACCGGAAACGGGUCAAAUUCGGUGGCUCUGAGUAUCGGGUGACGUUGAACUACGAUUCGUUGAAGCGCACACAUCUUCAAAAGCUCAAUAUGCCAUCAGGCUCUCACAACUCUGCGGAAGCGUUAAGCCCUCGCGUAUGGGUAGAAGCCGAUCUAGUAUCUAUGGCAUAUCCGACUAUGGCUGCUGCAUAUGAAGAGCACGCAGCAGCUAAGAGUGCAAAAAGGUCAUCAACUGCAAAAAGAAAGAAGACAUCGCAGGUGGAGGUGCCUCGCGGCCAAUCUACUAUCGACUCGUUCUUCCCAAAGGCGAAAAAGAUGAUGAGCAUUGCCAACAAUGAUGUUUAA